Medicago truncatula (barrel medic) is the source of this 2631-nucleotide messenger RNA. RefSeq names its product SPX domain-containing membrane protein At4g22990. The coding region runs from base 254 to 2356 and encodes 700 amino acids. The transcript is spliced from 12 exons. Gene Ontology annotation, biological process: transmembrane phosphate ion transport from cytosol to vacuole. Gene Ontology annotation, cellular component: plant-type vacuole membrane. Gene Ontology annotation, molecular function: transmembrane transporter activity. The record is from RefSeq and is a predicted model, not a curated record. Lineage: Eukaryota; Viridiplantae; Streptophyta; Magnoliopsida; Fabales; Fabaceae.
UUCAUUCAUGUUCCUUUCUCUCUCUCUCUCACUCUCUUUUUUCUGUUUGUUUAGUUUAUAUAAUAAAUAAGCUUCUACACAAAAAUUACACGACAAUAUUAAAACCAAUCCGAAAGAGAAAAACUUUCUCGUUCCUAAGCUGGAAAGACACAACAGAACACCAGUAUAUUCAUAUUUUGGAGGAUCAAAGUGGUUGCUGCAGCUGGUGUUGUGAUUCAAAAGCUUAAUUUUUGAUACAGCAACCUUUGAAGAGAUGGUUGCCUUUGGGAAGAAGUUGAAAGAUAGACAGAUUCAAGAAUGGCAAGGAUAUUACAUAAACUACAAACUCAUGAAGAAGCGAGUAAGGCAAUAUGCUCAACAAAUUCAACAUGGGACACUAGAUCGGCGACAUGUUCUCAAGGAUUUCUCACGAAUGCUGGAUAAUCAGAUUGAGAAGAUUGUCCUUUUCCUGUUGGAGCAACAAGGGCUUUUGGCAAGCAGGAUAGCAAAGCUUGGAGAAAUGCAUAAUGAUUUGCAGGAGGAGCCUGAGAUACACAAAAUAGCUGAACUAAGAGAAUCUUAUAGAACAGUUGGACAAGAACUACUAAACCUACUCUAUUUCGUAGAGAUCAAUGCUGUUGGGUUGCGUAAGAUAUUGAAGAAGUUUGAUAAGCGCUUUGGUUAUAGAUUCACUGAUUACUAUGUCAAAACUCGUGCAAAUCAUCCUUAUUCUCAGCUGCAACAAGUGUUCAAGCAUGUGGGAAUAGGUGCUGUUGUGGGAGCCUUAUCUCGCAAUCUUCAUGAGCUUCAGGAUCGUCAAGGGAGCUACCUAUCAAUCUACGAUCAGCCUGCUCUUCCUCUCCAGGAUCCUGUGGUUGAUAAGAUAAACGCAGCUGUUGAUAGGUUAUCCAACUCAACAAACUUUCUUAACUUUUUGGCACAACAUGCACUCAUUAUGCAAGACGACCUUCCUACCCCUUCUGAGGAACAUGUUGAUGAUGAAAAAUACCAUUUUAUGUCUCUUCUGCUGAACUUGGCAAACACAUUUUUGUAUAUGAUCAAUACAUAUAUCAUUGUUCCUACAGCAGAUGAUUACUCUACAAGCCUUGGUGCUGCGCCAACGGUUUGCGGUAUUGUUAUUGGGGCAAUGGCUGUUGCACAAGUGUUUUCUUCUGUGUAUUUUAGUGCAUGGUCGAACAAAUCGUACUUUAGGCCUCUUGUGUUCAGUAGCGUGGCUCUUUUCGUCGGAAACAUCUUUUAUGCAUGUGCAUAUGAUGUUCAUUCAAUAUGGAUUCUCUUACUCGGCCGUCUUUUUUGUGGAUUGGGUUCUGCCAGAGCUGUUAACCGGCGUUAUAUUAGUGAUUGUGUUCCACUGAAAAUCCGCAUGCAAGCAUCAGCCGGUUUUGUUAGUGCUAGUGCUCUCGGAAUGGCAUGCGGUCCUGCAUUAGCUGGCAUACUCCAGACUAAUUUUAAGAUUUACAAUCUUACAUUUAAUCAAAAUACCUUGCCUGGGUGGGUUAUGGCUGUUGCUUGGCUGGUAUAUCUAGUAUGGUUAUGGAUCUCUUUUCAGGAACCUUCUCAUUUUGCUGAAGAGAACCGUACACCAAAUCAGUCAAAUGUUGUAGACAAUGGUGCAGUAGACAAUAGUGCACUAGAAAAAGGCCUAAAACAACCAUUAUUAAUUACUUCGGAUGAUAAGAUAGACGAAGACAUUGACCAAGAUUAUGAUGAUAGUGAGGAAGCUCCAGAGGAAUCUCGCCUUCCGGCCAAUUCAAUUGGAUCGGCAUACCGACUCCUUACACCUUCUGUAAAGGUUCAGUUAUUGAUAUAUUUCAUGCUUAAAUAUGUAAUGGAGAUUUUACUAUCUGAAUCUAGUGUCGUCACAACAUACUACUUCAACUGGUCAACCAGCACAGUUGCAGUUUUUCUUGCUUGCCUUGGCUUGACAGUUCUUCCUGUAAACAUUGUUGUUGGAAACUACAUAAGCAACAUGUUUGAGGACAGGCAAAUUCUGUUGACAUCAGAAAUAAUGGUUUGCAUAGGAGUUCUACUCAGCUUCCAUGUAAUCUUUCCGUAUUCUGAGCCGCAAUACAUCUGUUCGGGUCUCCUUCUAUUUGUUUCUGCUGAAGUACUGGAAGGUGUGAACUUGUCACUGCUUUCACGUGUCAUGUCAUCGAGGCUUUCUCGCGGAACCUACAAUGGCGGUCUUCUGUCUACCGAGGCCGGAACAAUUGCUAGAGUAAUUGCUGAUGCUACCAUUACCUUGGCUGGAUUUUUGGGUCAAAGUAGGCUCCUUAAUGUCACCUUGCUUCCUUCACUCUUCAUUUCAGUAUUCUCUAUCAUAGCAACCUGCUAUACCUACAAUUCCUUAUACUGAUCUUUCUCAACAAGACCUCAUUCCCUGUCAUUCAAGUCUUUUAUGGCUCAAAAAAUUUGGAAAAAGUAUCUAGGUUGUUAUUUAUGUAGGUUGUUUCAAUGUGAAUUUUGGUAAAAUGGAUUGUUCAGUUGUCACUUUAAUUUUUCUUUGAUGAUUUGUUACUUUUGUUGUUUGAGUUAUACUUAUGUUUCUUUUUCAUCCUUUUUGUGAUAGUUAGGUUUAGGAUGAAUUAGGGAUGUAAAUGAAUUGAUGCUAGCUAUUCAUGAAUUAAUAAA